Penicillium brevicompactum is the source of this 957-nucleotide messenger RNA. RefSeq lists its product as uncharacterized. The transcript has a single exon. The record is from RefSeq and is a predicted model, not a curated record. NCBI's taxonomy places the organism in Eukaryota, Fungi, Ascomycota, Eurotiomycetes, Eurotiales, Aspergillaceae. Gene Ontology annotation, biological process: canonical NF-kappaB signal transduction. Bases 1 to 957 code for a protein of 318 amino acids.
AUGAACCCAGACCCCAUACCGGCCACCGAGACAAGGCCACCAAAACAAGAGCCCCAGGUCGACGAAUACACCACUUCAAGCCACAAAGGCAAAUUCCGCUUCAAGAGCUCGUCCGGACGGUCCCAUAGAAGCUCCAAACACGACGAAAGCCGCCAACAUCGCAAGCGCAGACAUCGCUCCCGCACAGAUGGCGAAUCUACCAAGCGUCGGAACAGAGACUCAGACCGCCACAAAUCACCAGAGGCAGCCCCGCUUCCGACAUCAGAUGCCUUCCGCGAAUCGCUCUUCGAUGCGCUAGGUGACGAUGAAGGCGCCGCCUACUGGGAGUCUGUUUACGGCCAGCCGAUCCACAAUUACAGUGUCCCCAAUGUGCAGGGACCGGAAGGAGAGCUGGAGCAGAUGACGGAAGAAGAGUACGUUUCCUACGUGCGGUCGCGGAUGUGGGAGCGUACGCGUGAAGGCCAGAUCGAAGAACAAGAACGAUUACGGGCUGAGCGGAUGAGGAAGAAGAAGAGCGAGGAGAAGGGGAGGGCUGCUGAGGAGGAGAAGAGGGCGUUCGAGAGGGCUAUGGAUGAGAGCUUAAGGCGCGGGGCAGAGAGGAAAAAGUUCAAGGCUUGGGGUGGGGUUUGGAAGGAGUAUCUGGAGAGGUGGGAGAAGAUGGAGGCAGAGAGGGAGAAGGAAGAUCCUUCUCAAGCUCUGCGGAAUAUGAUUUUCUGGCCUGUGAGGUCUGGGAAGAGGGCUGACGUUGCGAGUGAUGCUGUUGACGAGUUCAUGAGACAUGCGCCUGAGAGCGAUUUGUCGAACACACUCAAGACGGAGCGAAUCCGUUGGCACCCAGACAAGAUCCAGCAUCGAUAUGGCGCGCUAGGAAUUGACGAUGUUGUCAUGCGCAGCGUUACGGAGGUUUUCCAGAUUGUCGAUCGCAUGUGGAGCGAGCAGAGAGAGCGACAUGGUUGA